Molecule: messenger RNA, 2578 nt
Organism: Eurytemora carolleeae
Lineage: Eukaryota; Metazoa; Arthropoda; Copepoda; Calanoida; Temoridae
Product: glutaminyl-peptide cyclotransferase
Exons: 18
Coding region: 132-1205 (357 amino acids)
Molecular function (GO): zinc ion binding; glutaminyl-peptide cyclotransferase activity
Source: RefSeq, a predicted model, not a curated record
GGGGUCCAAAAAUCGUAUACUAGGACAGACCCGUGAGUUGACUAUCGCUGCACAACUAAACCCAGAUGAAACAUUAGUUUUCCGAGAUUACAGGUUUAACGAGUAGAGCGUUGAGUAGAAACAACAGUAUUAUGGGAUCAAUCAUCAACACUGCUCUCUGCCUUAUUGGGUUGAACAGUCCUGCUUUAUGUGCUGGAGCAUCGUCAUGGAAAAAUAGAAAGUAUACCCACCUAGAGUCUACGCAGACCAACAACAAGCUCAUCACAGCAAACUCAGACUUUAAAUACUUUGCUCAAGAUCUUGAAAAUGAUCCUGAUUUUGUGAGAAACCUUGAUAAGAUUCUGAUCCCCAGGGUUGUUGGAACUCCAAACCAUCAGAAAGUUAGAAAGCAUAUUGUUGAUACAAUGAAUGGUCUUGGAUGGAAAGUAGAACAGCCCGGGUUCAACGAUGAUACACCAGAAGGAAACAAAAUGUUUACAAACGUGAUAGCAACCUUAGACCUUGAUGCCCCCAGAAGGUUGGUGAUAGCUUGUCAUUAUGAUUCAUUGAACAAACCAGUUGGAUUCCUCGGAGCAAUAGAUUCCGCUGUGCCCUGUGCACAAAUGUUGAACCUAGCGCACACUAUGCAUCAGGAUCUUAAACUACAGAAACUAAAGAAUCCUGAAAUUACAUUACAAUUUAUAUUCUUCGAUGGUGAGGAAGCCUUUGUGAGGUGGACCUCUACAGAUUCCAUAUAUGGUGCUAGAAACCUUGCUGCUAGAUGGGAGGGACAGGAGUACAGUAGAGAUGGGGUAAAUGGAAACCAUAAUGAUAGGAUUGACAUGUUUGUACUUCUUGACCUCAUUGGUACUGCAGAUACACAAUUCACAAAGCUGGAGCAGUCAACAGGUGAUUGGUAUGACCGGUUAGUGAGUAUUGAGCAAAAUCUUCGAAAUAACAGACUCAUCAAUGGAAAUACUAUUUUUAGGGACCAGUCUGUUAAUGCUGGGAUUGAAGACGACCAUAUUCCGUUCAAGCGGCGGAAUGUCCCAAUUCUUCAUCUGAUAAGCACACCCUUCCCAAAGGUUUGGCACACAAUCAAUGAUAACCGAGAAAACCUGAAUUUUGACAGAAUAUCUAGUAUCAGCAAAGUUCUAAGAGUGUUUGUGGCGGAAUACCUACACCUUUCCGCUAAAGAAGAAGAAAAUCAACGAGUUGAGUUUUAACCCAAGUAACAAAAUGUACACUGCCCGGUCACGUGACUGCAAGAGUUUAUGAAAAUCUACGAAAUCUGUCGGAAAACCGGUUUUUUACCAACGAAGAAGAAUGGAAGCUGAUUUUUCAAUUUAUCAUAUAAUCAUAUUUAUCACAUUGAUUUACACAUUGUUUGAUUUGAGUUCUUAUUCUGAAUCGAAAAAUUAGAUUAUAUAAUCAAAUAGCUUGCAGGGCCUUUAUUUUAAAUAUGAAUUAAUUUUGUAGUAAUGAUUGACACGAAAAUUUAGGUGGCUUUCCGUUUAAGUAUUGCAUAGACCAACAGAAAAUGAACCAUUGAUAAGAAAUAAAACGAAUUUUCUAAUAUUGUUUCAUAAAUUUAGGUUUGAAGAUUACUAUCUUAAUGUAUUGCUUAACAUUUCAACUUAAGGCAAACUUAAAUUCACUCUGUUGAUUUCCAGUGAAUAGUUAUUUAUUAAAAAUAUAAACAUGUAAACUGGUGAAAAGGAAUAUAAGGAAAAAGAAAAUUUAAGAAAAUAAAACCUACAUUUUUUUAGCUUUUGUAAAUAAUGCAAAUUAAUUUCAAAAACCUAAUAACUUGCCUUUUUCUUUAUCAGUUUAAUCCCUACAUCUUUUCCAGCCUGGUGUCGUAGACCUUUGAUAUUUCAAACUCUGAUUUGUGUGAAAUCAAAUGGUGAACGUUUGAAAUAUUGAAGUAAAGAUAUUUAGAUUUGAAAAGUUUGUUGGGAGCAAUCAAAUAAUUGGCAUUUUAAUAUUUUUGUCUACAUUAAAAUAAAAACUUCCUUUAUUCAAACCAAUGAGAAUGGAAUGAAAUUGAGUUUUUAUAAUCUUAAAAUUAUUUUUUUAUUAACAUCUGUCUUUAACGUAUUUAUUGUCUUUAACUUUAUCUUACAGAUGAACAAUGUAUUUUUACCUAAUUAUAUUAAAGUGGGAUUUUUCUUGGUUGAUUUUAAUAUGGCUAAUUUUUAUGUACAUUAGCUGGACACAUAUGUAUAUUAUUUGACAGGUUUCCUUGAAACGGCUGAACCGAUCGAGCCAAAAAAAAACUUGAGACAACGACCCAAGGGAAAGUUUUUCCUGGAAAAAUGUCGAACUUUAUAACUUAUAAUCCUGCUGAACAAACACGAGAAAUCCGCAAAAAUUUUAUAACUCGUUAAAAGUUUGCUCCAGAUUUCUAAAAUUUUGGUUUCAUAUAAAAAAGAUAUUAUUGAACGGAAUUCUUAGGGUCUUAGUAACAUUGCCAGCACAUGAAAGGAAGACGACAACCUGGAAAUGCCCUAAUUAAUUCCAAUUCAUUUUGUUUAUUUUCGUUCACUGGAGUCCAAACAUAAAUUCACAAACUUGUAAUAAAGGUUUUACAUUUUAA